Molecule: messenger RNA, 1329 nt
Organism: Oldenlandia corymbosa var. corymbosa
Lineage: Eukaryota; Viridiplantae; Streptophyta; Magnoliopsida; Gentianales; Rubiaceae
Source: the annotation of a GenBank genome assembly
AUGAUAUCGUCUCCGGUUGAUAGAUUUUACAGUUUACCAGAAUUGGCCAUUGUCAAAAUCCUUUCCAGUCUCUCAACAAAAGAUGCGGUUAAAACAAGCUUGCUAUCCAAACGCUGGAAAUCUCUGUGGAUUAAUGUUCCCACCUUUGAUUUUGAGUUGCCUGGCCCAGAAGCAGAAGGUAAUCGUAAGACGGCUUCUGUGCAGUUUGUUAAUAAUGUGUUUCUUCACAAUGUUGUUAAGUACUUGGCAAAGUUUCGACUUUUAUGGUCCCCUGGUGAAUCUGAAGUAGCUUAUGUUAACAUGUGGGUUCGUCAUGCCAUAAUUCAUCGUAAUGUUCGGAAUCUUACGCUUCAGAUCGGAACUGGUUGUGUUUGUGAGGUACCUGCCGAGCUUCUCACUUCAGGUACACUGGAAUCACUGCAUUUAUGUGGGCUAUUUGUUCUUAAGGUCUCAGGCAGGGAAGUUUGUUUUCCUAAACUAAAUACCUUGAAACUUUUUGGAGUCAAAUAUGAAUUGGCUGAGUCUUUGCACAGACUUAUAUUUGGUUGUCCCGUGUUACUAAAUCUAGUAUUAGAUUGUAUUCGUGAAGACAACAUAACAGUUUAUAAGAUCUCUUCCCUUUCAUUGAGAAGCCUUAUUGCCUUUUUCUCCAAUUGCUGGCCUGAUUUGGAAGUUGAUGCGCCUGCUCUUGAAAUCUCUUUGAAAUCGACAUACCCUAAGGGCAAAGCGAUACUUUGUUACACGAAAGAUGGUAAGAGCGGAAUUUGCCCUGGGAUUGCGGGCGUAGUUCAAUUGCAUAACCAGGCGAAGUCUCUGACAUUAAAGGGAACAGCCGGGGAUGCACUGAGCUAUGCAGUUGACCGCCUGGUCAAAUCGUCAUCUCGGUUUGAGAAAUUAAGGGACUUGGAUAUUCAGCUUCACUGUUGCAAAUGGAGCUGCCUUACUGUCUUGCUUGAACGGUCGAUAGUGUUACAAGUCCUUAAAAUUUCAAUGGACGGUGAGUGUGAUGAAGACACUCAUCAGUUAAGUUGGAAGGAUCCCACCCAAGUUCCUGAGUGCUUGUCUUCUAGUCUAUCAAAAUUUUCAUUCCAGGGAUUGGUAGGCCGAGAGGACGAGGUUGCAAUGAUAAGGUAUAUCCUAAAGCACGGCGCAGUCCUGAAAAGCGUUGAACUAGUCUCCUGGCCUCCUGCAAUCUCUAUGACAUCGGGUACUGAUUUGGAGUUCAAGUUUCAGAUGCUUCAAAAGAUAUCAAUGUUUCCAAGAGGUUCUGAUGACUGUGAAUUGAGUUUUAUCUUACUGGAUGACAUUUUCAUGGCAACACCUAGCUAG